Clonostachys byssicola is the source of this 1359-nucleotide messenger RNA. Lineage: Eukaryota; Fungi; Ascomycota; Sordariomycetes; Hypocreales; Bionectriaceae. The record is from the annotation of a GenBank genome assembly.
AUGAGCAGCUUCCUGACUUACACCGCUAUAGUGCUUGUCGCCUCGCCGGGUUUGGCGGCCGGUAUCUCGGGCGGCAUCGGGCGCCUGCCGGCCAUGGGGUGGAAUUCGUGGAAUGAGUACGCGUGCGAUAUCAGCGAGGGGGUGUUCCUGGAGACGGGCGAGCUGAUGGUCUCGCUGGGGCUGAGGGAUCUGGGGUACGAGUACGUCAAUAUCGAUGACUGCUGGAGCGACAAGGAGAAGAGGCGGGACGAGGAGACGAAGCGGAUCGUGGUGGAUUCGGAGAAGUUUCCGAGGGGGAUCUCGCAUGUUGCGGAUGAGAUUCAUAAGCUGGGGCUCAAGGUGGGAAUCUACAGCGAUGCAGGAACUCUGACCUGCGGGGGGUAUGAAGGGUCUCUUGGCUAUGAAGAUAUUGACGCUGCUACGUGGGCAGAAUGGGGCAUUGACUAUCUCAAAUAUGACAACUGCAAUGUUCCGCCUGAAUGGGCAGAUGAGUAUCCUUACGACCCGGCCUUGACGAGCAAUCCGGUGCCACCACGGGGCUACGACUAUGCCAGGUCCAACACAAGCGUACGGUUUAGCAGAAUGCGCGAUGCCUUGCAACGACAGAGCCAACCUAUCCAGUACUCUCUGUGCGUCUGGGGCCACGCUCACGUCGAGCGCUGGGGCCACGAGACGGGCCACAGCUGGCGGAUGUGGGGAGACAUUCUUCCUCAAUGGGCCGGCAGGGCUGGCUUCUCAUGGGGCAUCAUGCCCAUCGUCAACCAGGCGGCGAGGCACUGGGAGGACUCGAGCUUCUGGGGCCACAACGACUGGGACAUGCUCGAGGUAGGCAACGGGGACCUGACCUUUGAGGAGAACCGGAGCCACUUCGCGCUCUGGGCGGCGCUCAAGAGCCCGCUCAUCAUCGGGACGCCGCUCAAGGGCAUCGACGAGAAGGUGCUGGGGAUCCUCAGCAACAAGGAGCUCAUCGACUUCAACCAGGACACGCACUACUCAGACUCGGCGCGGCCGUUCGGCCUGGAGGGGCCGGUGCCGCCCACGGCGGACAACACGGCCCAUCCGCCCAGCCACUGGGUGGGCAUCUCGGUCAAGGGCAUCCAUGUCUUCUUGCUGAACACGGGUGCGGAGGAGGCCGUCCUGGCGGUUGAGUUUGACAGGACGCCCGGGCUCAACAAGCAGCGGGUCUACCUGGUGCACGAUAUGUGGACAGGGGAGGACCUUGGGGUCUUUCUGGAUGGCUUUGCGCUGAGCGUCAAGGCCCAUGAUACUGCUGCGUUGCGGUUUACAACCCCCCAAGGGAAUCAUCCAGAUGCGAACUGGGCACCUAGGGAACCUAGGCGGUCUGAGGGUGGUGAUUAG